UCUGGUGACUUGGCAUGACUUGACUCAAUCUGCUCGCAACUACAAGAAAUACAGUACUAUCGUCAGUCUACACAGACCUGGUUUUACUAGUAGAUUAGAACUAUUAUCAGAACAGGCUAUGAGUGUCGCAACCCAUCCGAUAUGUCCGCCUUUCUACUUCAAAGGUGUGCAUUUCAUGCCUUUAGUCGACAAACGGGCGGUGGAACUAGUCGACUCGUUUGAAGUCAGAGACGACGACGUUUUCGUGUCAGCUUACGUCAAGUCAGGAACGACAUGGACCCAGCAGAUUGUGUCGCUGAUAUUUGCGGAGGGCGACAUCAGCACAGUUAGCAAGAUCCCGUUGAUGGUGCGGGUGCCAUGGCUGGAAUCAAUAGACAUCAUGGGUACCGGGGAGCCGUUUCCCAACGUGCUGAAGAACGCCCCCUGUCCGCGCCUGAUGAAAACGCACCUUCCCUAUCACCUGUUACCCUCUCAAGCUAAGGAGGGAAAAGGAAAGAUUAUUUACUGUGCGAGGAAUGUCAAAGAUGUGAUCGUUUCUUUCCACAACAUGAGGACUGGUGCCAAGGAUCUUCCCACGGGGACGUUUGAUGAAAACUUCCAGGAGUUCAUCAGUCCCGAGCAAGCUUACUUCGGUUUCUGGUGGGACGUGGUCCCGGAGUACUGGCGUCACAAGGAUGACAACAACGUGCUCUUCAUCAAGUUUGAGGAUAUGAAGCGGGACCUGCGAGGCCACGUGGUGAAGAUUGCUAACUUCCUGGGCAAGACUCUGUCCGACCAGCGCAUUGAUGAGGUGGUGACCAACUGUACCUUCUCCGCCAUGAAGGACAACCCCGCUAUCAACUUCACUAAGAACCCUGCCUUGAAACAGAAAGUGACAAAGGAUUAUGAAUUCUUGCGGAAAGGGGAGGUUGGUGACUGGAAAAACUGGCUGUCAGAGGAGCAAAACCAGACUCUAGAUGCGAUCUACCGGGAGAAAAUGGAGGGCGUUGGUCUGAAUUUUGAGUUUGAGUAGGCUGGAAAGGAACACUGAUAAUUCAGGCCUCCGGCCAUUAUGUGGCAUUUAUAGUUCUCAGUGUUAGGUUUCCAACUAAUUGCAUAAGGCGGACCUUUGUGUGUGGAUUUAAUUUGUAGUUGUGCAUGCAUGUAUGGUUGUAUAUAAUGUAGUACUGCAAAAACCACAUGGCUUUGGAAAAACCAUGUUUCCAAUAACGAAAAAAAUUAACGGUCCUGAAAAAAAACAGGAUCCACAUUUAGGGAUUUUCUUCCUUUUCGGCGUCGCUUCAUAGAAUUCAUUUUGGCCAAUACCUUGUGGAAACGGUCUUUCUUAGAGCAGGGAAGGACUAUGCUGCCUGACACGCAUUAUAGGUGGUAGUCUGCAGGGCAAAUUUCGGUAUUUCCGGACUUGCGCAGAUGACCCAUUUUUAGCACAGACUGAUUAGGUAGCCUUGGCAAAAGUGGCUGUAGAAAUGUUUUUCUUGGGAUAUGUUUAAAUUUUGGAGGUGCACAUUACAGGUAAGGGUUUUAACCUCUAUAUUGAGUAAAAAAACCAGAUUUGUAGCAAUAUUUGUGGAUGCAGUAGGCUUUA
Molecule: messenger RNA, 1585 nt
Organism: Branchiostoma floridae (Florida lancelet)
Lineage: Eukaryota; Metazoa; Chordata; Leptocardii; Amphioxiformes; Branchiostomatidae
Product: amine sulfotransferase-like
Exons: 6
Coding region: 119-1012 (297 amino acids)
Biological process (GO): sulfation
Cellular component (GO): cytoplasm
Molecular function (GO): sulfotransferase activity
Source: RefSeq, a predicted model, not a curated record